CCGAAGUAGCAGUGAGUCCCCAAAAAUGAAUACCUUAACCCUGAAAUUUCCUUAUAAUCUUCAUCCAAAUUCACUCAAUUACUCCACUAAUAUAUCUCCCAAAUUCCCAAACAAGUCUUCAUCGUUUCAUCCUCUCUUCUCUAACUCUAAGGGAAACAUUUCUCCACUAGCAUCAAUGGCUGUCACUGCUGAAGAGGUUCUUCCCCCUUCUCUCGAUUCCACUUCUGAACCACCCCCUCUUUUUGAUGGAACCACCAGGUUGUAUACUUCUUACAUAUGCCCAUAUGCACAGCGUGUCUGGAUUGCUCGAAACUAUAAGGGAUUGCAGGACAAGAUCAAAUUAGUUCCUAUUGAUCUUGGGAAUAGACCUGCUUGGUAUAAGGAGAAAGUCUAUCCAGAAAAUAAGGUGCCUUCAUUGGAGCAUAAUAAUAAAGUCACAGGAGAAAGUCUUGAUUUGAUUAAAUAUAUUGAUAGCCACUUUGAAGGACCCUCCCUUUACCCCGAUGAUCCCAACAAGAGACAGUUUGCGGAAGAGCUGCUAUCCUACACUUACACCUUCAAUAGAGCUGUGAUAUUUUCCCUCAAGGGAGAUUCACAAAAUGAAAUUAAUGCUGCUUUUGAUUACCUAGAAACAGCUCUUUCAAAAUUCAAUGAUGGGCCUUUCUUCCUUGGCCAAUUCAGUCUGGUGGAUAUAGCAUUUGCACCAUUCAUUGAACGAUUUCAUCCUCUACUACUAGAUGUAAAGAAGUGUGACAUCACCUCAGGAAGGCCAAAGCUGGUAUCAUGGAUUGAGGUAAACUGCAUGUCACUUUUUAUAGUGUUAUAUUUGAAUAUUGGCAGGUUAAAAUUAUUCGCACAUAUGUGGCUUAUUAGGUUUCAAAUUUCCUUCUUUAAUUUUCUUUUCUCGUGUUUGGUUUUUAUGUGUGUAUUGGGAGGGACGGGGGUUGGUUUGGAGUAUAAACUGUAAAGACUCUCUGCUUCUGAGAAGUUUUCAGUUUCUCGAAACUCUUGACGAGGUUACACAUGUACCUGUAAACAUGAUCUUUGGGGGACUCGUAGUUUCAGGUUGAAGAACCAGUAGUAGCUGUUAACCCAAUUUCGGAUAGAAAAUCACCGGUGGCUGUUGAACCAAGCAGCCUGAGAUGCUGAGAUUUCAUAUAGUUUCCAAGGUAAUGGAAGGAUUCAGGAUCUAGGGAUUAGAGCAUGGAGACUUAGUUUCCUGUACAGGCUAUAGCAAAGAACUUUUUGAGGUAGAGAGUGGAGAGUGCUAUGGGUCUAAUUCAUGUCAUUUUUACUAAGGAUGCAUGUGGAAAGAUGAUUAGGAUGAACUUAGAAAUUUUAUACCAGAGCCUGGGAGUGUCCUUUUUUCAAAAAAAAAUAAAUAAAUAAAUAAGAGAGGUUGGGGAGUCAACCUGAGAUAUCAAUUUGGUUAUCCGCACAAGAAGGCCAUGGCAACGUAAGUUAAGGCGGGUGCCACACUCUAGAAAACGUGAGAUGACCCAAGACUACAUAACUAUAGUUGGCUGGAAUAGUUGGAAGCCUUAUCAAUACUUGAAUAAAUAAGUUCAUGAAGAACAAAAUUAUGAAUGAGAUGCCUGCGUUUGCCUCCUAUGUAGUCACAUGUCAGAAUGAAAAUUGAAAAAUGUUAAUGACAAUGACCAAAUUAUUUUGUGUGCCAAUAUACUGAAAUAGAACACCAAGAUUAAUUUAGUGGUUGGUAUUGUACACCAAGAUUAAAGUACAAGCUAAGAUUGGAUGGUUAGAAUGAACCUAGAAUUUUGGUAUCAUGACUAAGAUUCUCACCCAUGAUAUCUCACUUCCAUUCUUUCAUGUAACUGAAGAGGGCAGACUUGAAAUCUUUCCGACCUCAGCUGUGAUUUCGUUUCUGAAUUUGUGGAAACAUAGACAUAUAGAAAUUUCUCAUUACUUUUUGUUUGCCAUAGCAUUUUGUUUGCCCUAGCAUUUUAACACAAUUUCAUCUUCUAGAAUGGAGUCAAAUAAUACAUGAUAACCAAAGAAGAAGAAACUUUUACUUCUUGAAAUUUAGGGGUGCAAGUAAAAUAAAAAAAACCAACAAACCAACCAAAACCGAUUAUAUUGGUUCUUGUCUCCUAAUCGAUAAAAACCGAACCAAACUAAUAUUCUAAAACUUAUAUAUAAUUGUUUGAUAUUUGAUAAGUUUUUUUUUAUAUUAGAUUCUAUUAAAGUUAUUCGUUGUUGUUUUUAUAUUAUGGUCAAAUUAAUUUUAAAUGCAUUUAAUAUAUAUUUAACAUCAAUUUUUUCAAUUAAUUUUAAAAACAAAUUAGACUUAGGACCUAAUAUAAACUCAAAUUAAUGGGUGUUGGAUCCAAAAUAAACACAAAUCUACAAUUAGGUUGAGGACUAAAAAAGACCAUUAAAUUGGGUCGAAACUAAUCCAUGAAAUCCAAAUCAAACCGACCUUAAAAGGCGUGGUUUGGUUCAAUUUUUCACUCCAAAUUUGAUCGGUUCAAUUGUUUACUCCAAACUUGCUCGUUUCGGUUUUUCACUUUAAAUCUGGUUGUUUUGGUUUUUAUCACAUGUAAAACUAACUCUAUUGGUUCGGUUCAUUUCUAAUCCAAGAAACAAUCAAAUCAAACUUAUUUACGCCCCUAUUAAAAUCCUAAAACGGUCUCAUUUCAGUAGAAGAGGUGAACAACAAAUGGGCUCGACUCAAAAGUUCUGGAAACCUUUCCUAGAUGUUUACAAGUCACUGAAUUUGAGUGGCAUGUCACUGCCACGAAGUAGUACUAAAAUGAGCUCCAACUCUCUGUAUUGUCCAAUUGAAUAUGGGUGGUCGAUGUUUACAUAUGUAAUCUUUGUGUAGGAGAUGAACAAAAUCGAGGCCUACAAACAAACAAAACGUGAUCCUCAGGAGCUUGUUGAUGCCCUCAAGAAGCGCUUUAUGGUAA
Vitis vinifera (wine grape) is the source of this 2930-nucleotide messenger RNA. Its product is annotated as glutathione S-transferase L3. The transcript has 8 exons. The record is from RefSeq and is a predicted model, not a curated record. The coding region runs from base 26 to 967 and encodes 313 amino acids. NCBI's taxonomy places the organism in Eukaryota, Viridiplantae, Streptophyta, Magnoliopsida, Vitales, Vitaceae. Gene Ontology annotation, molecular function: glutathione transferase activity.